UGCAUCCGAGGGACGGGACGGUGCUCCCCUGCGAGAACUGCUCUUCGCUGCUCGCCCCGCGCAGUGAUACCCGCAGGCCCGCCCCACCUGCCUCCGCUCAGGCCCUACAUAAAAGGAUACAUGUUCACUUCAAGUAGAAAGGAGCAUGUUCCCAAAUUCUUCCAACUUGGGUCGUCCACCCUUUCCUCCAAAAUAUCAACAACAGAGUACUUUCUUCACUAAACUUCCUCUAAAUAUGCCUCCUACUUUUGUGUCUCACCAGCAAAUUGUCAUUCCUCCGUUUCAUCUUCACAGUGCAGUUCUUUCUAGAGCUCUUUUGAGUGGGAAUGUUGAAACUACUCCAGCUGCUACUCCAGCUGUUACACUGCAACCAGUGACUUAUGGAAGUGUUAGUCCAGUGUCUACACCAGAUGCCCUGACGUCAUUUCAAGGAAGAAAGAGACAAAGUCAACAGAGUGUUCCAGAUGACGCCAAACGGCAGCGGAUUCAUUCACACGAUUCUGAUACAGCUGUAGUUAACCAAGCAGUGCCUUUGCCAAAAGAACGUAGACGCUCCUUCCCAGCAUCAGUUUCAGUUCAGUCUCCAGUGGUGCAUGCGAGUGGCUCACCAGGUUUAAUUGGAUGGGUCCCUCCUUUGCAAGAUACUUUGUUUCCAGAUCCUACAGAAAUCAGGCUCCCUGUUGCCAAGGACGAGUUAAGUAAACAGAUUUUGGAGUUGUUUCAAGCAUGUCGACAACAGGCCAUUGAUUUGGACAGAAAAGAGCUUUGCAGAACAGAACUCCAGAGAGAAAUUCAGCUCAUUUUUCCACAGAGCAGACUUUUUUUGGUUGGGUCCUCACUAAAUGGAUUUGGCACUCGUACUAGUGAUGGUGAUUUGUGCCUGGUGAUUAAAGAAGAGCCAGUGAAUCAGAAGACUGAAGCAAGACGUAUACUCAGCUUUGUCCAAAAACUCUUCAGUACUAAACUUUCAAGCUACAUUGAGCGACCUCAGCUGAUCAGAGCAAAAGUGCCAAUAGUGAAAUUCAGGGAUAAAGUCAGCAAUGUGGAUUUCGACUUGAAUGUAAACAAUGUGAUAGGUAUAAGAAAUACAUUCCUUCUGAGAAGCUAUGCAUUCAUUGAGAAUCGAGUUCGUCCAUUAGUACUUGUUAUUAAGAAGUGGGCACGUUUUCAUGAGAUAAAUGAUGCCAGUCGUGGUACUUUAAGCAGCUAUAGUCUUGUGUUGAUGGUUUUGCACUAUUUACAGACCUUACCUGAACCCAUCCUUCCAUCCCUCCAAAAAAAUUACCCAGAAUGUUUUGAUCCUACUAUGCAGUUGCAUUUUGUUCAUCAAGCGCCACGUACCAUUCCUCCUUACGUCUCAAAAAAUGGAUCAAGCCUUGGAGAUUUGCUAAUAGGCUUCUUCAAAUAUUAUGCCACAGAAUUUGAUUGGAGCCAUCAAAUGAUAUCAGUUCGUGAAGCCAAGGCUAUUGCAAGACCUGAUGGUAUUGAAUGGAGAAACAAAUUUAUUUGUGUAGAAGAGCCCUUUGAUGGGACAAAUACUGCUAGAGCUGUACAUGAGAAACAGAAGUUUGAUAUGAUCAGAGGUGAAUUUGUACAGGCUUGGCGGUUAUUACGAGAGAAGAAAGACCUGAACUGUAUAUUGCCCUUAAAACCAGUCAAACAGAAAAGAUAACUGGCUUCUUUCAUUUUCCCUUUUUUUUGGAUCCUGCUGAAAUAAAGAACAGUGUCAAAAUCAAGAGGCACUCACCCCAUGGUUUUUAUGACCUGUUUUUCUCUGUAAACUUUUGUUAAGGAAAUGUUUAUAAGGAUGUGGUAUAUUUUAUUAUCAGUAUUUGUUAAUGCAACUCUUCAAGAUACGAUUUCUGAAAAUGCUUGCAUUGUUGAUUUCUAGAAGAAACUCACAGCAAACAAGAAGAAUACAUCUAUUUUAAGGAAAGUAUGGGGAUAUACUGACUUGUUUCUUGUGUGAUCUGUGUAGCCGUUAUUUCAGACAGAUUUAAUCAUGAAAGAUAGACAUUCAAAGUUAAACCAUGUGCAAAUUGACUACAUUCUUAAGGCACUGUGCACUACCAACUUCUUGAUGAACAGAGUCUGUGCUUUACACCUGCUGAAUUGCAGUAAGCACUUCUGCUCAACUUAGCACUUUCCAGUUUUAUUUCACUUUUACUUGGAAUAACAAGCAACUGUUUAUGAAAAUGAAGCUAGAUUAUAGUUGGUAGUACUCUGAAUAUCAAGAACUAUUAUCUAAUCCAAAAUUUUCAAGCAACAGUUGUCCUAUGAAGAAGUGGAAGUAAAAAAGCUCAAUUCAAUGCACAUAAAUGCUUCACAUUCACACAGAGUAGGUAGGAAAAUUUUUUGUGCUUCCGUUUACGUAUUUGAAGUAAUAGUGGUGCCUCUUUUGGAGAAAAAGACCAAAUCAAAAUCAAAACACCUCACAUCAGUGCUAAAAUAAGCUGGGCUUCUUAUUUGAUUUUGUGUAAAUGUUUGUGAAUUGAUCAGCCACUGUAAAUUGAAUCUAAGUAAGUAAUAUUGAAAAGUAUAGCUCUUCCAAAAAAAUUGCA
Melozone crissalis (California towhee) is the source of this 2561-nucleotide messenger RNA. It is a transcript of the gene TENT2, whose product is annotated as terminal nucleotidyltransferase 2. The record is from RefSeq and is a predicted model, not a curated record. Gene Ontology annotation, molecular function: poly(A) RNA polymerase activity. Lineage: Eukaryota; Metazoa; Chordata; Aves; Passeriformes; Passerellidae. The coding region runs from base 146 to 1672 and encodes 508 amino acids. Gene Ontology annotation, cellular component: cytosol. The transcript has 15 exons.